GGUUUUAACCUCGUAGCAACUUCGCACAGAUAUUUCCUUUAUCCUACAUAUAAUUGAGAAAAGCACGAAUAAUUCCAUUGUGAUAAGAGAAAAAGAUCCGUAAGAGUGAAGAUAAAAAGUAAGUAAGAAUAUUAAAAAACAUGAUACAGCGUUCCACAGAAAACGAAGAAUCUCAACUCAAUUUAUCUACCUAUUAUAACCUAUUACGAGCAAAAAUAAUAUGAUGCAAUGCAUUGACUGAAGCUGGAAAAUAUCGGAAGACACAAGUUAAUAAUAUUGAAUAACAAGUUAAUAUAUUUCCUUAUUAGAGAUAAGAGAACAAAAUUCGCAAGAGUGAAGAUAAAGUAGUGAAUAGAAAAUCGAAAAUAGUAUAUAUAGCAUUGAAUAGUGCCAUAAAGAUUGAAGGAUUCGAUCCAGCAUAGAUUCUAAUCCUAACAUAGUCUAAUUUAUAAAAGAUGGAAAAAUCACAGAAAAUGCCCAAAGUGGCAAAGGUAAAAAACAAAGCGCCCGCGGAGAUACAAAUCACCGCGGAGCAGUUGUUGCGUGAAGCAAAGGAGCGCGACUUGGAGAUACUGCCGCCACCGCCGAAACAAAAAAUAUCAGAUCCUCAUGAACUCGCGGACUACCAGCAUCGCAAGCGCAAAGCGUUCGAGGAUAUAAUUCGUAAAAACCGCAUGAUUAUUACGAAUUGGACUAAGUACGCGCAAUGGGAGGAAUCGCAAAAACAGAUACAGCGAGCGAGAUCCAUCUACGAGCGAGCGCUGGAAGUGGAUCAUCGAAAUAUUGCAUUAUGGCUCAAAUAUACGGAGAUGGAAAUGCGCAAUCGACAGGUAAAUCACGCCAGAAAUUUAUGGGAUAGGGCGGUGACCCUGCUGCCGCGGGCCAAUCAAUUCUGGUAUAAAUACACUUAUAUGGAAGAGACUUUGGAGAAUAUCGCUGGUGCACGUCAAGUUUUUGAGCGAUGGAUGGAGUGGGAACCGGACGAGCAGGCCUGGCAGACAUACAUAAAGUUCGAGCUUCGUUACAAGGAGAUAGAUCGAGCUCGACAAAUCUAUGAGCGCUUUGUAAUGGUUCAUCCAGAUGUGAAGCACUGGAUAAAGUACGCCCGCUUCGAAGAGUCGUAUGGAUUCAUCAAGGGUGCGCGUGCGGUAUAUGAACGAGCUGUAAGCUUUUAUGGAGACGAAGGUCUUGAUGAGAAGCUGUUUUUGGCGUUCGCCAAAUUCGAAGAGGGUCAACGAGAACACGAUCGUGCUCGUGUAAUUUACAAAUACGCGCUCGAUCAUUUACCGAAGAGCAACACUCAGGAGAUCUACAAGGCGUAUACGAUUCACGAAAAGAAGUACGGCGAUCGCUCAGGUAUCGAAGACGUAAUAGUCAGUAAGCGGAAAUAUCAAUACGAACAGGAGAUUAAAGAGAAUCCCUCUAAUUACGACGCGUGGUUCGAUUACUUGAGAUUGGUGGAGUCGGAAGGUAACGUUGACGUGAUUCGUGAAACUUAUGAGCGAGCGAUAGCUAAUGUGCCGCCCACCAAGGAAAAACAAUUUUGGCGAAGAUACAUCUAUUUAUGGAUCAAGUACGCUCUUUUCGAGGAACUUGAGGCAAAGGAUAUCGAACGGUGCCGACAGGUGUACAAAGUAUGCCUCGACCUUAUACCGCACAAGCAAUUUACCUUUUCGAAAAUCUGGCUUCUUUACGCGUACUUCGAGAUACGACAAAAGAAUCUGGCUAAGGCGAGAAAAACAUUGGGAUUGGCGUUGGGAAUAUGUCCAUCGGACAAGCUUUUCCGAAACUAUAUUGAUCUCGAGAUACAGCUGGUGGAGUUUGAUCGUUGUCGGAAGCUUUACGAGAAAUUCCUCGAGUUUGGGCCGGAGAACUGCACCACUUGGAUGCGAUUCGCCGAGCUGGAGACGCGAUUGGGCGAGAUAGAUCGCGCCCGGGCGAUAUACGAAUGCGCUGUCGCACGACCUCGGCUGGACAUGCCGGAGCUGCUGUGGAAAUCGUAUAUCGAUUUUGAAAUUGCCCAAGGCGAGACGGAAAACGCCCGUCAGCUGUUCGAACGAUUGUUAGAGCGUACGUUACAUGUCAAGGUCUGGAUAGCGUAUGCAAAAUUUGAGCUACUCAAUCCGCAGCUGGAGGAUAACCCAGACAACGUCGUUUUGGCGAGACGUAUCUUCGAGCGCGGAAACGACGCGCUGAGAUCCAGCGGCGAUACCGAGAGUCGAGUAUUGCUAUUGGAAGCGUGGAAAGAUUUCGAGAGUGAGAAGGGCACCGCGGAAAGUCUCGCGAAGAUUAUGGAGAAAAUGCCGCGUAGGGUGAAGAAGAAGAGGCGCGUCGUCGGCGAAGACGGCAGCGACGACGGCUGGGAGGAAGUUUUAGACUUUGUAUUUCCAGAAGACGAAUCGCAGAGGCCGAACCUAAAGUUUUUGGCUUCUGCAAAGGCUUGGAGAAAGAAAAGCGAAUCUUAAGAUAAUUUUAUAUAUGUAUAUAUAAUUGUGUGUAUAUAUAUCUGUACAUAUGUGUGGAUGUGUGUAUGAUUACAUUUGAUUAGAUAGUAUUAUUUUUAUAUUUCAUAGUUUCCAAUAUAAAGGUGUAUAAGUUGUAAAGUUUGAAUUCUGAACAUGUAAAUAAUAAUUCUAAAACAUGUAAAAAGAGAGGGGCAGAAUAAAAACAACUUGAUUU
Cataglyphis hispanica is the source of this 2679-nucleotide messenger RNA. It is a transcript of the gene crn, whose product is annotated as protein crooked neck. Lineage: Eukaryota; Metazoa; Arthropoda; Insecta; Hymenoptera; Formicidae. Bases 456 to 2465 code for a protein of 669 amino acids. The transcript is spliced from 3 exons. Gene Ontology annotation, molecular function: protein binding. The record is from RefSeq and is a predicted model, not a curated record. Gene Ontology annotation, cellular component: Prp19 complex; post-mRNA release spliceosomal complex; precatalytic spliceosome. Gene Ontology annotation, biological process: mRNA splicing, via spliceosome; spliceosomal complex assembly.